AUGGAGCAUAUCGCCAGGUUUUUCUUCGGAGUUUCUGGGAAUGUCAUUGCGCUCUUCCUCUUCCUGUCGCCUGUUGUCACCUUCUGGAGGAUCAUCAGGAAGCGGUCGACGGAGGACUUCUCCGGCGUGCCCUACAACAUGACGCUGCUCAACUGCCUCCUAUCAGCUUGGUACGGCCUGCCGUUCGUGUCCCCGAACAACAUCCUGGUGUCGACGAUCAACGGGACGGGGUCGGUGAUCGAGGCCAUCUACGUGGUGAUCUUCCUCAUCUUCGCGGUGGACCGGCGGGCCAGGCUCCGCAUGCUGGGCCUCCUCAGCAUCGUCGCCUCCAUCUUCACCACCGUGGUGCUCGUCUCGCUGCUGGCCCUCCAUGGCAACGCCCGCAAGGUCUUCUGCGGCCUCGCCGCCACCAUCUUCUCCAUCUGCAUGUACGCAUCGCCGCUCUCCAUCAUGAGGUUGGUGAUCAAGACGAAGAGCGUGGAGUUCAUGCCGUUCCUGCUCUCCCUGGCCGUGUUCCUGUGCGGCACCUCCUGGUUCAUCUACGGCCUCCUCGGCCGCGACCCCUUCAUCAUUUUUCAUGCAGUCCAAAUAUGCCCGUUACUAACGCAGCCACCGCCGCUGCAACCGCGCUGUCUGUGCGUGCGUGCAGAUCCCGAACGGGUGCGGGAGCUUCCUGGGCCUGGUGCAGCUCAUCCUGUACUUCAUCUACCGGAAAAACAAGGGCCCCGCCGCGCCGGCCGGCAAGGAGAGGCCGCUGCUGCCGCGGACGUCGAGGACGCGAAGAAGGUGGCCGCUGCCGUGGAGCUGGCCGACGCCACGACCAACAAGGCCGCCGCCGACACCGUCGUCGGCGACAGCAAGGUCGUCGCCAGCCAGGUGUAG
This is a messenger RNA of Miscanthus lutarioriparius, 882 nucleotides long. The record is from the annotation of a GenBank genome assembly. NCBI's taxonomy places the organism in Eukaryota, Viridiplantae, Streptophyta, Magnoliopsida, Poales, Poaceae.